AUGGUGCUCGGCCCCUUCCUUUCAAAAUGGACGGCUCGGAUUCGCGGUGUUCUUGAGAAUAGACGGCCCAGAUUCGUUUGGUGUUCUUGGGGAGCAUGGCGAGCAAUGGGGAGAAUCGUGCAGUCCCUGGCGGAGCUUGUCAAGAUCUGCGGCAGGGCCAAGGACAUCGCCGAGGGGCGGAAGCUCCACGCACGGAUCCGGCAGGGCGAGCACCACGCCAAUCGCUACCUCGCGAAUCUCCUCAUCGAGAUGUACAGCCGGUGCGGCAGCGUGGACGAGGCGCGCAUGGUGUUCGACGGCAUCGCGCCGCCCAAUCGAUUCUCCUGGAACAUCAUCACGCACGCCUACGCGAUCAACGGCGACCUCGAUCGCGCGCACGAGAUGCUGGAGAGCUCGCCCGACAGGGAUCUGGUGUCGUGGAACUCGCUCAUCACGGCCAAUGCCCAGCGAGGCCGCCUGGGGGAAUCGCGCCGCCUCUUCGCGAGCAUGGAGCGCCGGAAUCUCGUGUCGUGGAACGCGCUGUGCGCGGCAUUCAUGGGCACUGGAAGAACCCUAGAGGCUGUGGCGGUGUUUGAGCGAAUGCCUUAUCAGGAUGGGGCGUCGUGGACGACGAUGAUGGUGGGAUUUGCCCAAAAUGGGCAUCUUGGCGAGGCGCGAGCGCUGUUUGAGAUCAUGGGCGAGAGGAAUUCGAUCUCCUGGACGGCGCUCCUCCAGAUCCAUGCGCAGCACAGGAGAGUAGAGGAGUCUAAGCGAAUUUUCGAUGCCAUGCCGGGAAGAACUGUGAUAGCUUGGACAAUUAUGGUCACCGCAUUUGCCCAGUGUGGGCAUUGUCUACAAGCACAAAACCUCUUUCUUGAAAUGCCGGAACAGGACCUCCAAGCUGUGAAUUCCAUGAUCCAGCUCUAUGUCAACACCCAAAACUUGGAACAGGCUAAGAACCUCUUUGAUACAAUGCGAGAUCGCAAUGUGGUCUCCUGGACCGUGAUCUUUGCAGCGUAUGCUCAAAAGGGGCAUUUGCUGCAAGCUCGGAAGCUCUUCGAUUCCAUGCCCGAUCGUAACGUUAUCUCCUGGAACGCGAUGCUGGCGGCAUACGUCCAGAGCGGCGAGUUCCUUGCAGCUCUCGAUCUCUUCAAGGUCAUGGAGCAGGAUGGAUCGUCGCGGCCCAACGAGAUCACAUACGUGAGCGUCCUCACGGCGCAUAGCCACACGGGGCUCGUCAAGGAGAGCGUCCAGCAGUUCCUGUGGAUGAUCCUGGACCGCGGCGUGACCCCAAUCCUGGAGCACUACCACUGCGUGAUCGACGUUCUUGGGCGUGCUGGGAGAAUGGACGCUGCUGAGGAGCUCGUCAACUCCAUGCCCUUCGUCCCCCAGAUCAUCACCUGGACGACGCUCCUAGCGGGUUGCAAGAUCCACCGGGACUCCAAGCGCGCGGCAAGGAUUGAGACAAUCAUACUGGCGCUGGAUCCUGGCUGUGCUCCAAGCUAUGUUCUUCUCUCCAACAUCUAUGGAGGAACCAAGACCGCCACCUUUUGA
Molecule: messenger RNA, 1533 nt
Organism: Selaginella moellendorffii
Lineage: Eukaryota; Viridiplantae; Streptophyta; Lycopodiopsida; Selaginellales; Selaginellaceae
Product: pentatricopeptide repeat-containing protein At4g02750-like
Exons: 1
Coding region: 1-1533 (510 amino acids)
Biological process (GO): RNA modification
Molecular function (GO): protein binding; RNA binding
Source: RefSeq, a predicted model, not a curated record